Molecule: messenger RNA, 1675 nt
Organism: Carassius auratus (goldfish)
Lineage: Eukaryota; Metazoa; Chordata; Actinopteri; Cypriniformes; Cyprinidae
Product: syntaxin-2
Exons: 9
Coding region: 86-916 (276 amino acids)
Biological process (GO): exocytosis; intracellular protein transport; synaptic vesicle fusion to presynaptic active zone membrane
Cellular component (GO): presynaptic active zone membrane; plasma membrane; synaptic vesicle
Molecular function (GO): SNARE binding; SNAP receptor activity
Source: RefSeq, a predicted model, not a curated record
CCAUUCGUUCACGUGAGUUUACCAACGAAUCAUUCUGUCAUGCAAUUGCGUGCUGUAGCGGGUGAGAAAUUAAUCUGAAGCCAAAAUGAAGGACCGUCUGGGAGAUUUAACAGCCCUCUGCCAUGACAUCAUCAUCGCUCCCGUAGAGUCCAGUGCUUUCCUUGAGGAAUUGCUCCCUAAGGUUAAUGAGGUCCAGCAACUUAUAGAGAGAAUUUCCUUCUAUGUGGAAGAAUUGAAGCUGAGACACAGUACCAUUUUGACAGAAAUCAACCCACCGAAUUAUGUGAGAGAGGAACUUGAGCAGUUCAACAGUAACAUCAAGCACACAGCUGAUGUAAUCAAGGUUAAACUAAAAGAUUUAGAAGGAAAAUUCUCAGAGUAUGAGAAUGCUAACAGCAGCUCUGUGUACUGUCGCAUCCAGAAUACUCAGCACACAGUACUUUCACUGAGGUUUGCAGAAAUAAUGAAUAUGUACAAUCAAGAACUGCUAUCUUUCCGUUCAAAGAGUAAAGAUCAGAUACAAAGACAGCUGGAAAUCAGUGGCCAGGUUGUCACUGAAGAGGAGACUGAGGUUUUGCUGCAAAGUAACAAUCCUGCUGUCUUUGCCUCAAAUAUCAAUUCUGGCUCCUGCAUAACGGGGCAAGCACUGAAUGAGAUUGAGUUACGGCAUAAGGACAUUCUCUAUCUGGAGGCCAGCAUUCGAGAGCUGCAUAGCAUGUUUAUGGAUAUAGCCACGUUAGUCAAUAGUCAGGGUGAAAUGGCAAACAACAUAGCAAAGACUGUGAUGCAAGCUGGAAACUAUGUAGAUCAAGGGAAAGAGAACAUAGAAAAAGCUACUGAUUACAAGAAGUCCUGGCGGCUAAGACUGCCUAUAUUCAAGAAGAAAGCAAAACCAGCAACCAACAAGGGCUCUUGAAUGAAUCUUGAACAUUGGAUUCUGAAUGCUGCUUGCUUUUGAGUUUUAUGAAAAUGGGGGAUUCAUUCUCCUUGCCUUUCCUUAAAAAACCCCAUCGUGUCACAGUACUUAUUCUACGUCCUGUAUAUCGUUUCUGCUUAAAUGGUAAAUGAUUAAGCUUGCUCUCAGAUAGACAGCACUAGCAGGAUUUUUCUGACGCAAUAUGACAACAAUCAAGUGUCAAGAGGUGUGUUUACAUGGACUAAUGUUCCUCAUUAGAAACAAUCAUGCUAUAUACAUGCAAUACAUUAUUAAUUUAUUCAUUUUCUUUGGAUUAUUUCAGCUCUACAUCACCUCUUUUAAUUCAAUCAAACUUUUAUAACUGAUAAUAAAUGGUACAUGUAAACAUAGCGAAUAUAAAAGCCCAGUUAGACUCUCUUACAUUUCAUUUUGUUUUGUAAAUACUUUUAUUAGUUAUGUGUAUUACUUGGCGAUUUGCUUUUAGGUUACUCAAAGUUCAUCCAAAAAUGGAAAUUCUGUUAUAAUUUAUUCAAACUGGUUGUUCCAAACCUGUAUGAUUUCGUUUUUUUUCUGUGGAGUGCACAUCAAAAAUGUCCUUGUAUGUUUUUUUUCCAUACAAUGAAGAACUGUAUGUUCUUCAACAUAUCUUCUUAUGCAGAAGAAAGAAAGUCAAAAGCUAUUUAUGAAGGUGAGUAAACAGUGACUGAAUUUUCAUAUUGGGUGAACUAACCCAACAAUCAUCUGUAUUAAAAAAAGAAU